Molecule: messenger RNA, 2160 nt
Organism: Penicillium coprophilum
Lineage: Eukaryota; Fungi; Ascomycota; Eurotiomycetes; Eurotiales; Aspergillaceae
Exons: 1
Coding region: 1-2160 (719 amino acids)
Source: RefSeq, a predicted model, not a curated record
AUGGUUGAGGAUAUGGGAAGCAGUCUGAUGAGCGCACGAGGAUACGACAGUGAUGCCCAGUGCAUUGGAAGUCCUCAGCAUGCGGGCCGUAUGAGAGCGUUGCCCAGAAGCCCGGCAUCGCGCAGGAUAGGGUUGCAUGACCUAAUAGAGCGCAGUCGUGAGCGAAAUGAUUUGGAGAUGUGGGCGGGAGCUAAGAUCCAUGAUCAAUCCAGUACCCCGAGAACUCCCUUCGGGAUGCAGUAUAUACCAACGCCACCAGGAAGUAUGACGGGGCGCUCAGCUCACCCUACCUCUGCAGCCGAAGGCACAUGUAGCCAGUCCAUGUCUUCAUUCAGAAAUGAGCAGUCUGGCGAGCCAAACUUGUCCACGAGAUCUCUUCCAAACCUUCAUGCCAGUCAAAAAGGGCUGGCUCCAGCAAAUGAAGAUCAUCAACAAUCUAGAGAAGGCUUUGUGGGUGGUAGUAGCAGCGGUGAGAACCUCCAGAAUCUUGUGGCUCACUGGGCUCAGUACAUGGGAUCAAAUCCCAAUGAUUAUCGUGCGGCACCUUCCGCGUCGCUAGCCAGGAAAGAUCCGGGAAUCAUGGUUUCCAAAACACGACACCCAACAACUUCUAGCUCUCCGGAGACACACCCUGAGACCAGAGUACCGCAUCUUGGUGAUCUAGAUCUUUCGCACAGACUCGCAGGGACAAGCAUGGGGUCCGGAGCACCAUCAACUAAUCCGUCCAUGUUGGAACUGCCACGUGCCAACAGGUACGGGCCACAAUUGGCAUCGCAAGAGAAUUUUUAUCCAUAUGAGGGAUCUGGGACAUCGACACUUGUGGGAUCCGAGCCCCAGAAGCAAGCUAUGCAUCAUCAACGAGAUGCGUCCUCUUUCUACUCACGCCAAAGCAGUAACCCUUCACGAGGGGCAUCUGCCGUCCAAUCGCUGAGAGUCCACGCUGCAAAUGCAAUAGAAAACUUACCCAAUAUCCAUGCACAAAUGGUUGCGGACACUGCCCCAAUUCGAAAUGAACUGGAACCAGCUGCCGACGUUGUAAAAAGCAGGUUUAUUGAGCAACUUGAGGCGGCAAACUGGGAAUCGCCGCAGCUUCAUGGGAUUUCCAAUGGCGCUCAUGUUGCCGGUCCACAUCGCAGAGUUAGUCCCGCCUGGAUGACUGGGGGCCAGCGAAUGGGCUAUGGUUAUAACUUGGUGGACAAUGCCGAGGAACACUCACCAAAAGUCGUAGGGAACAGCAGUCCACUUUCGAAAGGGAAUUGGCAAAGAGACACUUCGGAGCCCAGGUCCGGAGGCGCUAAUGGACAAGGGCUGAAAUCAUCGACCGAGCAUCAGACCAAGCUGGCAUUAUUAGCUCAGCCAUCUACACCUGACCAUGAAUCCAAUAUAUCUGACAGCCGACGGUCUCCUAUGAGCAAAAGCCCUACCAAUACCAAGGGAAACCCCAUUUUGACCCCAACGAUGUGGGCCAAAAUGAAAAGCCAUUCAGUUCGAGGCCAUUCAGUUCGAGGUAAUAGUCACGCACCGCUGGCAGUGGAUGUGGCUGGUGAAGGAAUGGGUGCAGGGGAAGCCUGCCGUGAAAGCUCGAACCGCGCGCAACACAUUGAGUCGCCAAUCUCUGCAAAAACGCCUAGUUCUGCAAAGAGCUUUUAUAUCGAAGACGUCGACGAAACGCUCUUAAGUCGAUGGGCGAAGGCCAGCCGGUCCACACGAAAACCACCACAGCCGGACAAGUACCACGAUUCAACCUAUGGGCGCAAUGCCAGUACUUCAGAUGCCUCACCGCUUGGCGAACGUCGCUUCUCGAUGGAUCAGACUAACAGUCGGCCGUCCGUGUACUUCGAUCCGUCGCAUAACAAGAGUGCGGACAAAUUGAACGGAGAACCUUCUCGCUCUCGCAGUGGACGUUGGAUACUAGGGUUUUCCAGAAACAGAGAAAGCAAGAGACGUUCGAACCUCCCUCGAAGGGAACCAUCUCAGGAAUCGCCAGUACAGUACGAAGAGCGUCCGUCGAGUGACCUCGGACGAGCAAACUCUACCAGAAGCGAUAUGGCAGAGGAUCUUGCUAGUGCGUAUCAGGAGUGCAUUGGAAUGCCUGGGGCUUUUUAUGGAAGCCGGUGGGCGAGCCGAACGAGUCUGGUGGUGGAGGCGGAGGCAGAGUGA